CCUAAUGAAAUACAAUCCAACCUCCCACUCUCAGUAUCGAAGCCCAACCCGAGACCCGCCGCCGGUAUCACAGUAACACCAGAACAACCUCCGCACACACGGCUUCCUCCCACCGCGGCACACUUCCUCUACCAGACCGCCGAUACCGGAGAGAACGCCGCGGCACACUACCUCAAUUGUGAUUUUGUAGUUUGAUUUUCUUUUGGGUAAGUGUUUUCAAAAAAUCUUUAAUUGAGUGGGUGAAAUUGGGUAACGACUGAUUGUUGAAGAUUUCGGUUGGGGUGUUCUGUGAAACUGGGUUACACGUUCAGAUUCUAUAAAUUAUAAGCGUCGCCGCCGCCGCUGCCAACAACGUCAACAGCAGCGCCGAUGGAUCAAGAUGUUUUAGUUGAUAAAGACUUCCCCUUGUUUUCUAGACCGCCGAAACGCCCCAAACUGACUGCUGCAACCUCCACCACCGUCACCCAAAACCUUGAGGCGAAAACCCCGCAUGUCGAAAAAGCAACAAACCUUGACGAUGAAACUAGCACUACCACCACAUUCGCUGACCUUGGCCUUGCUGAGUGGGCAGUGCGGACCUGCAAAGAGCUAGCAAUGCGCAAACCCACACCAGUGCAAUCCCACUGCAUACCGAAGAUUCUUGCAGGCCGUAAUGUGCUCGGCGUUGCGCAGACGGGGAGCGGAAAAACUGCCGCUUUUGCGUUGCCUAUGCUUCACCGACUUGCUGAAUACCCUUUUGGGAUCUUUGCACUCGUGGUGACUCCAACUCGGGAGCUGGCGUACCAGUUGGCCGAGCAAUUUAGGGCGCUUGGCUCUUGCUUGAAUUUGCGGUGUGCAGUGGUGGUUGGAGGAAUGGACAUGUUGACCCAGAAGCAGAGUUUGACAAGGAGGCCACAUGUGGUUAUUGCAACACCGGGGAGGAUCAAGGUCUUGUUGGAAGAUAAUCCUGAUAUUCCUCCUUUGUUCUCCAAUACUAAGUUCUUGGUUUUGGAUGAAGCAGAUAGAAUUUUGGAUGUUGGCUUUGAAGAGGAAUUGAGAGUGGUGUUCCAGUAUUUGCCAAAAAAUCGACAAACUCUAUUAUUUUCUGCAACAAUGACAAGUGAGCUAGAAACACUGCUUGAGCUUUCUUCUAAUAAGGCAUACUUCUAUGAGGCAUAUGAAGGCUUUAAGACUGUUGACACUCUUAAGCAGCAGUAUAUUCCCAUCCCCAAAUAUAAGAAGGAGCUUUAUCUAUACCACAUUUUGUCUAAAUUGGAGGAUUUUGGUGUUCGGUCUGCGAUCAUAUUUGUGUCCACCUGCAGAACUUGUCACCGUUUGAGUUUAUUACUGGAAGAGCUUGAUCAGGAAGCAGCGGCACUGCAUUCUUUUAAAUCUCAGUCUCUAAGGCUUGCUGCCCUUCAUCGAUUCAAAUCUGGACAAGUUCCUGUAUUGCUUGCGACUGAUGUUGCCGGUCGUGGUUUGGAUAUCCCUCUUGUUGAUCUUGUCAUUAACUACGAUAUUCCAAGGUCUGCAAGAGACUAUAUUCAUCGUGUAGGGCGUACUGCAAGAGCAGGCAGAGGAGGGCUGGCUCUGAGCUUUGUCUUUCCGAAUGAAGUUGUUCUCGUUCAUGAAAUCGAAGCUGUUCUUGGAAAACAAAUGGAAAAGUUUGAGUGUAAAGAGAAUGAAGUGCUUUCUAAUAUUACAAAGGUUUCGAAUGCCGGAUGCGUGGCAAAUAUGAACAUGGUGGAUGAUGGCUUUGAGGAGAAAGCAAAAGAACGCAAAAAACAGAAAUUGAAAACCCUAUCAGAGAAAGGAUUAUUGAAGAAAAGGAGUAAAAAGAGAAAAGGAGAUAGAUCUGCUAAAUAGGUUGAUAAUUUUUGUGGUUCAUCUUUGUAUUUAUCUUCUUCUAUCACUGAGUGACAACUUAUUAAUUCGGAUGUGAAUCAAAAUGGUGGAAGUUUUACUUCUGCCUCACUCUGAGAAUGCUAAUUGCAUUGUUCUUUGGUGAUUUUCUA
Molecule: messenger RNA, 1994 nt
Organism: Corylus avellana
Lineage: Eukaryota; Viridiplantae; Streptophyta; Magnoliopsida; Fagales; Betulaceae
Gene: RH36
Product: RNA helicase 36
Cellular component (GO): cytosol
Molecular function (GO): ATP binding; RNA helicase activity; nucleic acid binding
Source: RefSeq, a predicted model, not a curated record